Messenger RNA from Lepus europaeus (European hare), 1968 nucleotides. RefSeq names its product potassium voltage-gated channel subfamily D member 3 (gene KCND3). The transcript is spliced from 7 exons. Gene Ontology annotation, biological process: potassium ion export across plasma membrane; protein homooligomerization. Lineage: Eukaryota; Metazoa; Chordata; Mammalia; Lagomorpha; Leporidae. The record is from RefSeq and is a predicted model, not a curated record. Bases 1 to 1968 code for a protein of 655 amino acids. Gene Ontology annotation, cellular component: membrane; voltage-gated potassium channel complex; neuronal cell body. Gene Ontology annotation, molecular function: A-type (transient outward) potassium channel activity; protein binding.
AUGGCGGCCGGCGUCGCGGCCUGGCUGCCCUUCGCCCGGGCGGCGGCCAUCGGGUGGAUGCCGGUGGCCAACUGCCCCAUGCCCCUGGCCCCGGCCGACAAGAGCAAGCGGCAGGAUGAGCUGAUCGUGCUGAACGUGAGCGGGCGCCGCUUCCAGACGUGGAGGACCACGCUGGAGCGCUACCCGGACACGCUGCUGGGCAGCACGGAGAAGGAGUUCUUCUUCAACGAGGACACCAAGGAGUACUUCUUCGACCGCGACCCCGAGGUCUUCCGCUGCGUGCUCAACUUCUACCGCACGGGCAAGCUGCACUACCCGCGCUACGAGUGCAUCUCGGCCUACGACGACGAGCUGGCCUUCUACGGCAUCCUGCCCGAGAUCAUCGGCGACUGCUGCUACGAGGAGUACAAGGACCGCAAGAGGGAGAACGCCGAGCGCCUCAUGGACGACAACGACUCGGAGAACAACCAGGAGUCCAUGCCGUCGCUCAGCUUCCGCCAGACCAUGUGGCGCGCCUUCGAGAACCCCCACACCAGCACCCUGGCCCUGGUCUUCUACUACGUCACGGGCUUCUUCAUCGCCGUCUCGGUCAUCACCAACGUGGUGGAGACGGUGCCGUGCGGCACGGUGCCUGGGAGCAAGGAGCUGCCGUGCGGCGAGCGCUAUUCGGUGGCCUUCUUCUGCCUGGACACGGCCUGCGUCAUGAUCUUCACCGUGGAGUACCUGCUGCGGCUCUUCGCCGCGCCCAGCCGCUACCGCUUCAUCCGCAGCGUCAUGAGCAUCAUAGACGUGGUGGCCAUCAUGCCCUAUUACAUCGGCCUGGUCAUGACCAACAACGAGGACGUGUCCGGGGCAUUCGUCACGCUGCGCGUCUUCCGCGUCUUCCGCAUCUUCAAGUUCUCUCGCCACUCGCAGGGCCUGCGCAUCCUGGGCUACACGCUCAAGAGCUGCGCCUCGGAGCUCGGCUUCCUCCUCUUCUCCCUCACCAUGGCCAUCAUCAUCUUCGCCACUGUGAUGUUUUACGCCGAGAAGGGCUCCUCCGCCAGCAAGUUCACGAGCAUCCCGGCCUCCUUUUGGUACACCAUCGUCACCAUGACCACCCUGGGAUAUGGAGACAUGGUGCCCAAGACAAUUGCAGGGAAGAUCUUCGGCUCCAUCUGCUCCCUGAGCGGUGUCCUGGUCAUUGCCCUGCCAGUCCCCGUGAUUGUUUCCAACUUCAGCCGGAUUUACCACCAGAACCAGAGAGCUGAUAAACGCAGGGCACAAAAGAAAGCCCGCCUUGCCAGGAUCCGCGUGGCCAAAACGGGCAGCUCCAAUGCUUACCUGCACAGCAAGCGCAACGGGCUCCUCAACGAGGCGCUGGAGCUGACGGGCACCCCUGAGGAGGAGCACAUGGGCAAGACCGCCUCACUCAUCGAGAGCCAGCACCAUCACCUGCUGCACUGCCUGGAGAAAACCACUGGGUUGUCCUAUCUUGUGGAUGAUCCCCUGUUAUCUGUACGAACCUCCACCAUCAAGAACCACGAGUUCAUUGAUGAACAGAUGUUCGAGCAGAACUGCAUGGAGAGCUCGAUGCAGAACUACCCGUCCACAAGGAGUCCCUCGCUGUCCAGCCACCCGGGCCUCACCACCACCUGCUGCUCCCGCCGCAGUAAGAAGACCACACACCUACCCAACUCCAACCUGCCAGCCACUCGGCUGCGCAGCAUGCAGGAGCUCAGCACCAUCCACAUCCAGGGCAGCGAGCAGCCCUCCCUCACCACCAGUCGCUCCAGCCUUAAUCUGAAAGCAGACGACGGACUGAGACCAAACUGCAAAACAUCCCAGAUCACCACCGCCAUCAUCAGCAUCCCUGCUCCUCCAGCGCUAACCCCAGAGGGCGAGACUCGGCCACCCCCUGCCAGCCCAGGCCCCAACACGAACAUUCCUUCCAUAGCCAGCAAUGUUGUCAAGGUCUCUGCCUUGUAA